UUGUCGGAGAGCAUCCGGGAAUGUGAUUCUUUUGUAGGUUCGAUUUUUCUCACAAGAAGUUUGCGAAGCCAUCCUUCGCUAAUAUCCUGUUGUGGUGGCGAACUUGACACGAGCCUACUUCAAGAUGACGCAUCCCUUUAAUCCAGAGCAACUCACAAAGAUGAAGGCAUUUACUGAACUCUGCAUGAAAAAUCCUUCGAUUUUGAACAUACCAGAUCUCGCUUUCAUCAAAAACUUUAUCAAACAUUUCGGAGGUGUAAUCCCAGAAUCUAGAAGUGAGUCAAAGCCUGAAGAAUUCAAGGACAAUGAACCAGAAGUGAAACCAGAUGCAGAAAGUGAAGAAAGCGAUCUUGAAUUAGAUAUGACAGGCGUUCUAGAACAGGAUAAUUUUUGUGCGUAA
Belonocnema kinseyi is the source of this 400-nucleotide messenger RNA. RefSeq names its product hsc70-interacting protein-like. NCBI's taxonomy places the organism in Eukaryota, Metazoa, Arthropoda, Insecta, Hymenoptera, Cynipidae. Gene Ontology annotation, molecular function: protein dimerization activity; Hsp70 protein binding. Bases 125 to 400 code for a protein of 91 amino acids. The transcript has 3 exons. The record is from RefSeq and is a predicted model, not a curated record.